Molecule: messenger RNA, 1800 nt
Organism: Camponotus floridanus (Florida carpenter ant)
Lineage: Eukaryota; Metazoa; Arthropoda; Insecta; Hymenoptera; Formicidae
Product: pickpocket protein 19
Exons: 7
Coding region: 1-1800 (599 amino acids)
Biological process (GO): sodium ion transmembrane transport
Cellular component (GO): membrane
Molecular function (GO): ligand-gated sodium channel activity
Source: RefSeq, a predicted model, not a curated record
AUGGGGACGCGGAUUGGUUUCUUCCACUUAAAUCUUCAGUCGUGGAACAAAACUCGCAGAUUCCUGAAGAUCUACUCAUCCGAGUUUGACCUGGCCCCGAAACUUUGUUCGCGUUCGGCGACUGGUUCCUCACAAGAUAUCGAACUAUUCCAGAUCUUUCAAUUUCCAAACAAAUUCUCGGAAUCUUCGAAUCUCGCUGUACCAUCUCCAAAUAUGAAGUCCGGUCGGAGAAGAUUAAGAAAGUUAACGAGAAUCGCGACUCUUCCUGUCGCGAGAAUCAAGAUGCGCGGGAAGAAGAGCCAGAGCAAGCAACUCGACACGAUCUUGCAAGGAUUACGCUACUUUUGCACGCAAACAACACUUCACGGUCUUCGAUACGUGGUCGAUCCCGAUCUACAUAUGAUGGAGCGAUUCCUGUGGCUCGUGCUGUUCGUCGGGUCCUCUAUAAGCGCCAGCCACGUCAUUUAUUCGCUGGCACUUAGAUUCCAGGCCGCGCCGACGUCGAUCAACAUCGAAUCCUUGCACUACGAUAAUUCGAAACUGCCUUUCCCCAGCGUGACUCUUUGCCCCAACGUUCGCGUAGAUUGGAACCGGGCCCUCGAGCUCGAACCAAGGAUCUUUUCUAAUGAUAUAGACGAGACGAGCCUAGAGAUUUUCCGGAAGAUAUUGGGCAGGCUUUCCGUGAUGACCUUCGGGGAUUUUGAUGAGAUGGAUUUCCUGAAGAAUCAUAAUGUGCGCAAUCUCUCGGGUAUCAACAUAACUCAGGUGUUGUACGACGUGAUGCCGUCAUGUGACCAAUUCCUGUCCGCCUGCUGGUGGCGCAACGCCGAUCGCAAUUGCUGCGAGAUCUUCGAGGUGCAGAAGACCGAGUACGGCUUCUGCUACUCGUUCAAUUCGGAAAUGGCGGUGACAUCCCUGGCGGAUCCCACGGAAUCGCGGCCACGAAAAGCAUCUAGCUAUGGCGAAUGGAGUGGCAUCAAGGUUACGAUUCAUCCGGGAAACAUAACGAAGCCGCCGGAUUCCAAUUUAAUUGACGGUGUCAUAGUGAUAAUAAACGAACCGCAUGUGUGGCCCAACACCGGCACCAUGAUACCGUCGAGCUCGUUGGUCAGCCUGUCCUUGAAGUGCAUUUCCGGAUACGCCACCCAUCGCGUCCUCGAACUGGAUCGAGAUAAGCAACCGUGCUUAUAUGAUGAGACAGGCGUGUACAAUCAGGCUACCUGUCUGUCGCUCUGUAAACGCAAUUACGUCAUCAAGUAUUGUGGCUGCAAUCCGUCCUUCCUGUUUCCCGCAGAUUUGUUCAACGAUCAUAUCCUUUACUUCGGCGACGAGAUCCCACAUGACAUUUCUAGAAUGAUUUGCAAAUGUUCCCCGGAAUGCGUCUACUAUAACUAUGUUACGGAGUUUUCUAAUGUGCCGUAUAACGCAAGCGACAUUACGCUGGACGUGCAUUACAUAGGACAAACCAGUUUUCGCUACAAAAUGGACGUAGUCUUCACGCAAAUGGACCUCCUCGUGUAUUUCGGCGGCAUAAUCGGCUUAUUUCUGGGCGGCUCGUUGCUCAGCGUCGUCGAGAUCGUCUAUUACCUGAUAGUGGGGAUAUACUCGUUUCUGCACUCGCGACGAAGGGCCGAGGGAAGAAAAACGCAACCGGGGUCAAGGAGGUCAAGCGCAAUGAUCGUCUACAGCACGACUACGGUGCUGCCUAUCCUGGAUUACAGCCCUCUGAAACAGCGAGCUAGGAGGAUACCGAUUUUUGCGAAUUACGGCUUCGCGAAAUCGAAUUUGAACAGGUAUUGA